CACGGUGAGCAGUAAGCAUCAACACUAAGCAGCUCUGCACGGAGCACAUAUCCAACUGCCUUCCUGCAUAAUGCGCAGCGACUAUACUCUGCCCCAUCAUCAUGCAUGAUCGUGACACGCUACGUAUUUUCCGUGGAUGCCCUUGAUGCAUUACGGCACCGUGGCCGACUGAUGAGCGCAUCCUGAAUCUCUCAAGAAAAGAUGGCCGCACCGAUGACUUGCACCGGAGAAGGUAAAGAGGGGAGGACAUUUCCUUCUUAGCUUAGCUUUCAAGACGCCAUCGGGAGAUCGCAGUGAGAAGCCCCGUCUUGCAUACCAAGGAAGCGGAUUUAUUUUGUUCAUGACUCGCAUCAUCGACAAACUCGGAGGUGUGUGUUCACGUGCUACGAUGGUCCGUGGUUAAUUUUGGAUAUAUAACGCAGGUGGUUGUCGGCGCGAAUGUAGCUUCUUUUCUCUGUAUUCAAUCAUAGGAAAAUUAACCUUCGUCUCAUCAUCUUAAAGAAUUAUUGUUAACGAUGAUGACAUUCUGACCGAUGUCGUUGAAAGAUCGUCUUCAACUCUCAAAUUGAUCUACCGUUUGUCGGACUGUGUGUGAUGCUUAACUGCUACUGAGAAUACUAAGAAGCUUGUGAUCUUAUCAAAUAGCCAGUCUUGAUGUAAUUUCUUUCAAGUUUACCUCUGUGAUUUGUCGUUACAAACUUCGCGUGGUUUUUUUUUUUUGGAUCGUAUGACUUCGUGGUAUCACCGUCCGCCAUGGGCAUUGCGCUUGAAACACGCAAUGGUCGCCGGGCCUAACUUGACAGCAUGGGCAACCUGAGCAGUCAGGAAGAAGACAGCUAUUACACCGACGACUCUUUGAGUUUGAUGUCUGAACAGUCCGCCAGGAUGCAACGGCCCACCCGAAGGGGCCCCAAUGUUCCGAUUGAACCCCCGGAGGCCGAUCUGAGCCACCUAACAGAGCAGGAAAGGGCACAUAUCUUGUCUGUUCUGGCAAGGGCUAGAGACUUACAGGCGAGGGAUGAAAGACGUGUGAGGGACUUGGAAGAUGAUUUCUCCAACUACGCCGCCUCGGUCCUCCAACGAGCGUCGAACGCCACAGCCUCGGAGCCUGAGGCCAGCACCGGAAGCCGACAGGGAGACCUCUGCCCCAUAUGUCACGUGACCGAGCUGGUACCCGACCCCCAGCCUGGUACCGCCUCGGAGGGGCAACCGUGCGGGGACUGUGACCGGAUAGUCUGCCUCCAGUGCGGUUUUUACACGCCAGCGAUGACGUCAGAUACAGAGACGUGGCUGUGCAACAUGUGCCAGCGGCGGCGGCGAUUCCUGGCCACCUCGGGCCUGUGGCAUGUGGGCCGCCGCAACAAGCGAUUCUCGGGCUCCAAGCUGCAGCGCCGCAGUAGUUUGGACGAGACAGAAAGCGCGCUCAAACGAGCAUCACGGAAAGCACCCAAACUAGAACGCAUGGCAUCCUACUCCCAGUACGAGGAUAUGAGAUCACAGCCUGGCCAGCAAGAGGGCGCCUCUCCACUUUCACCGCUGGAGGCCGGCUCAGCCGCGUCGUCUUCAACAAAUUCUGCCAGUGCAUUCGCAGAGGAGCCGAGAAGAGUUGGGGAUGGGCGAGAAAGUGUGUCCGGAAGAGUGGAUUCUCAACCUCCAUCGAAACCUCCCCGAUCAAUCUCCCGAGAGGAUGAAAUGUCAGAGGCUUAUCCCAAACCCGAGCCUCACGCUUCAUUUGGAGAGGGGGACCCUCGAGCAACGCUCCCUACGCCACCAAUGAACCACCGAGACAACGGUCCAACCGAUGUGGAAGCUGUUGCGUCAGCGAGCACGGCAGAUAAGAUGCAAGCAACUCCCUCGAACGAAUGCGAGGUGGACGUUGAUGAGGAGGAAAUGAUGCGGCAGUUGAUGGAGAUGGCGGAGGGGGCAGAUGGAGGAGACGCUGGGGAUGGACACCGAGGAAUUCCCGGUAAAGACAGCGAUCGAGAUUUCGAUAUGUCACAAGCAGAAUUCGAUGACGAUGCCGAGCCAGUGUCAAUUGAAACAGACCAGGCAGACGAGAAACAGAGUUAUCUCCAGAGACGGUUCGGCGAUUUGGACGUUCUUUACGAAGGGGAUGAAAGAGAUGCACCUAGCGACCGAGGGGAUUCCCGAGAAUCCUCAAGUGGUGCCAAGGGUGCAUCGGUAACGGCGCUGCUGACUGAACGUGAGCAAGAACUAAUACGUGAGUCUUGUGGGGAUGCUCGGUCGAAAACACGAGGCUUCGUCAGUCACAGAUCUUCAUCAGUAGAUAGGGCGAGUAGUGACGAACCGAAGCAGGCAAGCAGACGGAAGAUUCUAAGUACCUCUUUCGAUUCGUAUGAAUGUCAUAGUGAUAGCGAACUCAAAUUGACCAAGUCGAAGCAAAGCAAAGAUGUUAAGGAGAUAAUAGCUUUGUCCGGGAGUGACCCAAAGCUGUCGUUAUCUGUGGAUUCCUCAGAGAGGGAAUCGCUUACCUUAGGAAAAGACUCUCUGCAGAAGUUAUAUGUGCCUCUUUCCCCUGACGAAUUCGCCACUGACGAAAAAUACAGGUCAGUGGAGGACCUCACCAAAGUUGGAACAGAUGAACAAGAAUCAACUGACGACUCGGAGAACGGCUCCACUAGAAUUGCAACCCCAGCAGUCGGCCAACCCCAGUUCCAAUACGUCAAGCAAAAACCAAACAGUUUACCGAGAAGGCGCAGAAGCAGACCAGUCAUGGAACUGCCUCUGUCACCGAUAUUUGACGAGGAGGCAGGAUCGCCUGAUCCAGAGCACCCGGCAGGAGACUUCUCAUCUCCGGAGUACGCUGAUCCUUCGUUGGCUGAAGAUUCGCCGUUUGAAUACGAGUACGAUGAUGAUGCGGAUGCAUCACAAGAGGGAUUCUCCUCGCAGGAUGAGUUGCCAAGAACUGAAAUGGUUGAAGACCUGAAGGCGAUGGAAGAGGAGGUGUCUGAUCAGCGUGACUACGAUAAUGACUAUACUUUAAUUGCUAGAGACGAGGGCUUAGCUACACUAGUAGAGGAGCAAGAAGAAACACCAGAUAAUGAAAUUCAAAGGGGGGAAUCGGAAAUUGUUCAAACAGAGACGAGUUUUACUCAUUCGGUCGAUGACUCCAUUGUGCACACUAUCCCUUCUGCAAGGAUCACCGAAGCGCAACAAACACAGGAAUUGCCAAUACUGAAAAGUCCCGAGAGUAAAAAAGAAAAGACAAAACUUGUAGAAACAGCUGAUGAGGUACAGGUGGAAUGUCAAGCUCAACCAACCGUCAGGGAGCACAUAAAGCAUCUGCCACGUCAUUCACAGGAUGACGGAACUUCCUCUUCUAGUCUUACAAGCAGUCAGUCCUCAGAAGAAGCGCCCGAUACCGUGCGUUCUAAUAAAGACGAAAAGGCUAGUCACUCGCCAAGACCAAAACCACCACCUCUUGGCAUGAUGCCACCAAGAUAUAGCAUGGAAGCCUACUCCAGCCUUGAGUCCGAGGAAGGUAACAGUUUGCUCAGUUCGCCCCGGACUCCUAGCUACGACACUGACAGUUUUGAUAAGCCGAAGGUCACCAGCCCGGGUAAGAAACACAUGGACUUGGACUCACCGCUCAGUCCUAGCUUUCGUUUCUCUCCACCGGCGACCCCUAAGCAUCUUCUAGAAGCCAGUAAACACUUCAGUGACACAAGUAGCUACACGUACGAUAAUUCACCCAGUGAAUUUUCUGAUGAAAUUCAAAUGUCGCCGGUAACACUGACAGUGUGCAAGUCAGUUGUAUCAAAUGUGGGAUCCCAUUUUGAUGACUUUGAAGAUGCUUCCAAGACCAAAGCAACAGUAAGUUCUGAGGCAGUUGGUCCGGAUGUGCCUUUGGACGAGGUUCAACAGAAGGAACAAUCACAGAUCGAAGAAGAAAAAGUGGAAUUGGCUGAAGUAAAGACAACUGAAGUAAACACCGACAUGAUUAAGAAACCAUCACGGACGGCAGAUGCUUGCACUGGAACCCAGACAGAGCACAUCUUGAGUGUAUUGAUCCCAAAGCCGUCUCCCUCUCAUCGUCAUCCCGAGGAGGGUAAAACAAAAUCUAUCAAGAUGCAGUCCACCUCGUCACAGACAACGUCACCGGUAUCUGAUGUAGAACCGACCGCGGACAUCUCACCCGUUAAACAAACCAGGGCGAAAGUUCUCAUUGAUGCUGCCGUAGACGCAACCUUUGACAGUCCGUCCUUCUCGCCUUUGUCUCCGAUGCACACCGCUCACGCGAAGACCGCAAGCAUCGCAGUUGGUACGAGCCCCGAGUACUCACCACCCUCAUCGGCCCCUUCCACUGACACCGAGUCGGUCGCCAGCCGGUCAUCUCGCGUGAAAUAUAUCCACGGCGGAUUCGGCAGCGAUGGUGACACAACGGAUUGGGGUGCUAGUAUGCCAUUUUCAUCCAUUGCAUCCUCCAGUGGUACUUCGAGUCCAGAGAGGAGCUCUUCCUUGCGAUCAACUCCGCUGAAAUACCUCCCCCUGGAAACCAGUAGUCUGUCCAACACGUCUCCACCUACUACGAGGAGGAGUCGUAUAGACCGGGAAACAUCUACUCAGAGAGGGUCCUCGGCCCCAGCUAGAACCCGUGUGAUGCGAGAUAGUGUCAGCUCAGAACGAAGGACUUCCUCGAGCGACAUCGACAGCUGUGACAGCGACGGAGGAACACCGUCCAGCACACCCCGGAAGGUCCGGCGUCGUCUUCCCUCUAUCCCGUCUGAUCAGGUUCCCGUCUCCGCCCCACGCAGCUCCAACACCCACAAGGUGUUCUUGGAGAAAGACCAGAAUGUAUCCGAUCCUAGCAAGCAGCUGGAGUUGCAGCGAGUCAAGGAGAUGCUCAGUCGGAAAGCCGCUUCCAUAGAGAAGCAACGACGUGAGGAGGAGCUCCGCAAUCUACGUAUCGAGGCGGACCGACAGCGGGUUGGUGCUGCUAGCGAGAGGAUUGCCCGACGUCGGCAGCCAAAACCACGGGGAAGGUUCUACAGUGACGGUUCCGUGUCGGACUCGGAGGUAGGACCGACUGGCAGCGGCAGGACGAGCAGAGACAGAGAUAGAGACAUUCUUGAUACCGACUGGAGACUCGGUGCACCUGCUCUGUCUAUGCAAACCCUGAGCACUAUCGACACCCAGCAGUCACCGACCCACGGUGCACGCUACGGCUUAGAGCCCCCGGGAGCACCGAGGAGCACGCUGUUCCUUUCCAAGUCAGAGGAAGAUAUCAUCAGGGAAAUCGAGAAGCAGAUUUCUGAGACGACGGGGAAAGCAUAUCAGGCGUACGACCGGACAGAAAUCGAGAGAGAUGUCCGUAGGCGAUACGGCGCUCUACAUGACUCCGAUCGGAGUAGCAGCCAGUAUUCAACAUCUUCCUCUGGCUCACGGGGAAGCCUGAGCGACAGCUGGAGUUCUGUCACCUUUGAACUCCCGGACUAUCGCUUGAGGGCCGUGCGCCAGAAACUGAAGGAGGAACUAAAACUGGUCACUGCCGAUAAACGGGCGCAACUUGACCGAGAAGCGGUCACAAACGAACCGAAACAUCGUCCACCAAAAGGCAAGGCAACAUCUUUGGACUUGGAUUCAUCGGUCGGGUUCUUGCAAAGUAGCAGAGCCAACGGCAAGCCACAGUUGCUCGCAGUACCUGGUAUGGAUAAGCUGGACAGAAACGGUAAAUCUUCCAACCGCUUGUCACCACAGGCGUCUCCUCAACGGCGGCGGAACCGCAGACAAGCGGCCGACUCCAUCCCACCGAUGUUCUCACCUAUCAAAGAGGAUGUUGAUAUUGAGGGCGACGUGAUUCUCUCGCAGGCCAAACUCUCCAAACACCACUCGGACGAAUCGGAUUCCAUUCUGUCGCCGGGGGGACAAUCGAGUGUUGAUGUGCGUAGUUACAAACACAGAAAAGACGGCACGAAAGAGUCGUCGAGAGACAGAUUGUCCUCCCAUGAGUUACUAACAGGUCUACCUUCACCGGACGGAAAUUCGUCCGGCAAUCGUAGGCGGCGCAAAGAUACACCAGUGUCAGCUCAUGUAGGGCCCGAGGAGGUGGAUCGUCUCAGUCGCGAAGGCGAAAUGAUUGAGAAACGCAUCAGAGAGCAGCAGGAGAAAGAGUUUCGACGGGAGAUCGAACGCCGCAAGAAACAGAUGGAAGACUCUGCCAAGCGACUGGACGAGCUGAAGAUCAGACGGGGCGUGGAGUGGUCCGCGGCCAGCGGCGGUGACGGUAAGAGUACCGGUACCGGCUCGGUGACAAAACCCUUGCAGGGUCCGGUGAAGCUGAGCCAGAGCCUGGACGAAAUCGCUCGCCGGCGAGACAGAGACAGCUCCCCGCUCAGUGCCGAGCGCCGGCGGUACGGAUCGCUGGAGACGGUUGCGCGGGACAAGGGCCGAGGCGCCCGGGAGACGGUAUCUAUGUCCACGCCGCAGCUGACCGAGAGGGAAAGGGCGGUCAUCAAGAGGGAUCAGCAAGGGUUGAUAUUACCGCUUGAUGAGGAGACUAGGUUGCAGAAAGGUGGAACGGAGCAUGGGAAACGGCAGACGAGGGCUGGUAGGGGAGACAGACUCGAGCGGUCCUCCUCGCGUGAAAAGCGCCCCCAUCGGCAAGACAGUGUCGAGAGCGUGGGCUCUAACAGAGCGCUGUCUGAAGACGACGAGGCUGGCUACUCCGACAGCAGCAAGGGUAGCACCAGACGACGUCGCAGCGCAGACGAGCGGAGAAUCGCCGAGGAAUCAACUCGCCAUCACCGUGACCAACGCCAUCACCAACAGGAGCGUGAUCACGGUCGCACAUCUCCUGCCGCACAACGUGAUCACGGUCGCUCGUCUCCUGCCGCACAACGUGAUCACGGUCGCGCGUCGCCUGCCACACAGCGGGAUCGUGAUCACGGUCGCACGUCGCCUGCCACGCAGCGGGACCGUAAUCACGGUCGCACGUCCCCUGCCACGCGGCGGGACCGUGAUCAAGGACGCGCGUCCCCUGGGUCCCAUGGUCGAAUUUCCCCUGCAGCACACUACCGGGACGGUGACUACCAUGACUACUCUCACCGUCGUCCACACAAUCGGUCGAGGGAGGAUGUGACUUCGCCUGAAGAACGUGACCGUGAUCGUGACACGUACGCUGACCGUGGACGUGACUACCAUCACCGCCAGCACAGCAGAUCACGAGAAGACAUCCCAUCGUCUUCAAGCCGUGAGCGCGCCCGCACCAUCAGUCCUAGUCCAAUCCGGGAGCGUGAUCGUGACUCUCAUCGUGAUCGAGACACGCACCGUGAUCACAGACGCCGUCAGCAUCACCAUUCAGGAGAGGAUCUGUCAAAGACCUCGAAGAAUAGUGACCGAUCUUCAGCGGGACCCCGAUCUAGAAGUCUUCCCAGAGUCUUGCAGUCAGAGAGAAGACAGGCCUCCCCUGAAGAUUACUAUUACGGGGACCAGGUCUACAGAAUGCAGGCCAGCGAGUGGACACGUCGCGCCGACGACAGUGGCGAUGACGAAGACGAAAGACGACGACAAGCCAUCUACCAAAGUGUGCCAGGGGGAUCUCGCCAUAUGCAGCAACGCCACAUAUCACGUGCCGACUACCAGUUCCCCACCAGACGAUUCCGUCUCCCGCGGGAUCCCAACGAUAAGAAGUGCAGGAACCACGGCAUCGGUAUGCGCAUUAUCGGCGGCAAACGGAUACCAGGGUCGGAGCAGCUGGUGGCCUACAUUGCCGAGAUACGGCGGGGCGGGGUUGCAGAUAGAGAAGGUUUACGGGAAGGUGAUCAAGUGUUAGAGUGGUGUGGCAUGCCGCUGACAGGACGGACGUACGAGGAAGUACAGCGAAUCACUAGGACGGCCGACGGCGAUGUAGAAGUAGUUGUCAAAUGUGGCACAAAUUUAUUAGAAUCCCCGAGGCAACGAAGCAGGCCGCCAGACGACAGCGCGCCCCGGUCACGGUCCACCAGCAACCCGGCGCACUACAUCGAAGAAGAGUCACUCGAAGAAGAGGCAAUUCGCAAUGGCGUUGAUCCCCGGAUGCUGUCUGAACGUCUUGAAGGGAUCUCCAAGGCUCAAUAUGUGUAUAGUUCUCCCACUACCUCUGCCAAUACCGAUAACUCAUCGCCCAAGAGGAAGGGGCGAGAUAGGAAUAAGAAGAUAAGUGGUGAAAUUCAGAUCCAGUUAGACUACGACGAGCGAACGGGCGACUUGAGCGUGGGCAUACUGCGGGGCCGCGGCCUGGCCCCCAAGGAUAUCAACGGUCUGGCCGACCCGUUCGUCAAGACGUGCCUUCUACCUGGAAGAGGACCAGACAACAAGAGGAAGACGAGGUACGUGCCGAAGACACUGACACCGGAGUGGAAUCAAACGGUGCUGUACCGGGCCGUCAGACCGCAGGAGCUCGCGACCAGGAUUCUGGAGAUCAGCGUCUGGGACUUCGACAGAUUCACCUUCAAUGAUUUCAUGGGGCAGAUUCUGAUAGACCUGUCCGACCAGCACAUCCUAGAUAACCGGCCUCGCUGGUUCUCCCUCCAAGACCAACCAGCAAGUACCGGCCAACAAGAGGCCUUCUCACCCCGUGCCCUCUCCCCAAUCACCACACUCCCCUCAGCGCACCCAGCCCACCCCCUUAGCCUCUUGGUGGGCAGGGGACGUGGAGGAACAACCACCGCCUCCGGAGACCACGGUUCGCCGGAGAGGCGCCGUGCCUUGUCCCGCUCCAUGGAGCGGGUGCAAGCGUCCAGUGCCGCCCAGCAGCUGAUGGAGUCGGACUCGCAAAGUUCCCGGUCCUCGGGUUACGAGUACGACACGGAUAGGUCUACCCAGAGUGACAAGUCUGGCUGGAGCCAGGACCACCAUCGCGAUAGACCCUCCAAACCCCCUCCCUCAUCUUCAACGCAAUAUAGACACGCCCACAACGGACAGCACAAUUGCAAGGCAUACCCAAACAACGGAGCAGGGAGGACACACACCAAUGAAAAAGUUGAUCAUAAUGCAAAUCACACAGCAAAAGAUGGGAGUCCUCCGAAAGGUCAGCCACCCAAACCCUCACCAACUACAAGUGCCAAUGGAAAGCCCUCGAGUAUCAGUACCUCAGUUAAAGUCACAGUCACCACCAAACACCCGUCCAACAAGCAAGGAAGCAAAGAGACCAAGAACAACACACAAGAGAAAAGAACAAAACAGGAUACUAAGAAACAGUCAAAGCCAGAACCAAAGCAACAAGCCAAGAAGGAGCCCAGCCGUGCCCUAUCUCCGGACAGGACCACGGAUAGAGUCAAGCUGUCACCGAGCAACGUCCGGGCCUCCAAGCCCAGGAACGAACCGAGUAUAUUCCACUAUACCAGCACUAACCCCAGCAACAGGCGAGCAGAAAAGGCAUCGAAGAAGGCCUAUGAUAAGGGAGCAAGUACCUCCAAGUCGGCCCAGAAUCUGAGUUUAUAUCAUGAUAAGCCUUCCACGUCCUCAGUAAUAAGGCGGUCGUCAGCUGAGCUCUAUGAAGGCCAAGCUCUGGAGAGAUUAAACGGAUCGGAAAACCUCGAUGACGAAAGAAAGGAAGAAGAGUGGAUCGAGGCCUCAAAAAGCUCAGCCGACACCCAUACGAGGCAACCAAUUGAGGUUGAAGUGAUUGAAGCAGGCAAGGACGACGUUGCCGAGGACAGCAAGCGGAGCCAGUCAAAGGAGAAGGCCGGAGAUAGCGCGCUUCUGAACGGCGGCCACGACACUGAAAGGGUUGGUGGCGUGCCGAGUCUGUGGGUGCGCAAGCCGCAGUUGGAUCUGGGCACCAGCUCUGGUUUAGAGAGCAACUCUUUGAUGCAAGUUAACCUGAAGGCAGCUAUGUACACAAGGAUGUUUGCCGGAGACUUAGGACCAGGACAGAUCAUUGAUCCAGAGACGCCAAGGCAAUCUGAUGUGCUUCUUCACAGAGGAGACUAUGAUACGACUGGCGAGAUUCGCUUGGGACUCAAGAAAGAGAGCAAAGCAGAUGGGGACCAGUUAUACGUAGAGGUCAUCCAGUGUCGGAAGAUCAGCUACAAAUUCAAGACGGAAAAUCCGCCAGAUCUGUACGUGAAGGGCUACUUGGUAGUGGGUGACCGGAAGGUCUCCAAGAAGAAAACCCACAUCGCAAAAUUUACCAAGGAGCCCAAAUUCAACGAGGUCUUCAUGUACAACACGAGUGUAACAGGCCUGGCGUUGCAAGUCUCGCUCUGGGCAGACGGUGGUCGCUUCGGUAGAAAUACGCUGCUGGGAGAUGCCAUGAUAUGGCUGGAUAAUGUCAACUUCAUCCCGAAUGCUGAUUCCGAAGCUUGGUACAAACUUUUACUCGCCUCCAGCAAAUCACCCUCGAGCCCCUAGCGACGGCGCCACGUAUGGGAAGGAGGUCAUCUUUUGUGACUCUAAUCAUUUGUUUCAGGAGCUUGUAAUCGAUGGCUUCAACCACGUCCGCACUGUGGGACGUCUAUAAGAAAAUGCCGUGAACUAUCAUUGGUCACUUGAAAGGCAUGUUCUGGCGAAAUACUUCUUGCUAUAUGCAUAUUGGUCGUGUACUCUAUAACGUUCCUGAACGAUCACUGGGUUUAUUCACCAGCAGC
This is a messenger RNA of Patiria miniata (bat star), 10589 nucleotides long. RefSeq lists its product as uncharacterized. NCBI's taxonomy places the organism in Eukaryota, Metazoa, Echinodermata, Asteroidea, Valvatida, Asterinidae. The coding region runs from base 805 to 10353 and encodes 3182 amino acids. Gene Ontology annotation, molecular function: structural constituent of presynaptic active zone; small GTPase binding; metal ion binding. The transcript is spliced from 29 exons. The record is from RefSeq and is a predicted model, not a curated record. Gene Ontology annotation, biological process: protein localization to synapse; intracellular protein transport; presynaptic active zone assembly. Gene Ontology annotation, cellular component: cytoskeleton of presynaptic active zone; axon; membrane.